CUCCUGUCUUCGGCUAACUUGUGUGUAGCCGCAGUGUUGUGUUGGUUGUGUUGUUGCUGUGGCUCUGUAGAUCUGUCAUAUCUGCUAGCUAACGCAACAGCCUCUGUGUGUUGUCAUGUCAGGAUCAGGAUCAGGAUCAGGCUGCCCCCUCACUGCACAGGGCUGUUAACCUCUUCACUUCUUCACACGUCCACUUCAGGGUCCGAGGACAGAAGUCUGUGCGGAGAGCAAGAAGAGGAGAUGAAAUGACAACGUCAACAUUACAGAAAGCGAUUGAUCUUGUGACCAAAGCCACAGAGGAAGACAAGGCCAAGAACUAUGAAGAGGCCUUGCGACUGUACCAGCAUGCGGUGGAAUAUUUCCUACAUGCCAUCAAAUAUGAGGCUCAUAGCGACAAGGCCAAGGAGAGUAUACGAGCAAAGUGCAUGCAGUACCUGGACCGAGCUGAGAAACUGAAGGACUAUCUGAAGAACAAAGACAAACAGGGCAAGAAGCCUGUGAAGGAGGCCCAGAGCAAUGACAAGAGUGAUAGUGACAGCGAAGGUGAAAAUCCAGAGAAGAAGAAACUGCAGGAGCAACUUAUGGGUGCCAUCGUGAUGGAGAAGCCCAACGUCAGGUGGAACGAUGUGGCUGGACUGGAGGGAGCAAAGGAAGCUCUGAAGGAGGCCGUCAUCCUGCCCAUCAAAUUCCCUCACCUCUUCACCGGUAAGAGAACUCCCUGGAGAGGCAUCCUGCUGUUUGGUCCUCCAGGAACGGGGAAGUCUUAUCUGGCCAAAGCCGUGGCCACCGAGGCCAACAACUCCACCUUCUUCUCCGUGUCCUCCUCAGACCUCAUGUCCAAGUGGCUGGGAGAGAGUGAAAAGCUGGUGAAGAACUUGUUCGACUUGGCUCGCCAACACAAACCCUCAAUCAUCUUCAUCGAUGAGGUGGACUCGCUGUGCGGCUCCAGGAAUGAGAAUGAAAGUGAAGCCGCCCGCCGAAUCAAGACAGAGUUCCUGGUCCAGAUGCAGGGUGUGGGAAACAACAACGAUGGGAUCUUAGUGUUGGGAGCCACCAACAUCCCCUGGGUGCUCGACGCUGCCAUCAGAAGACGAUUUGAGAAGCGUAUCUACAUCCCUCUGCCAGAGGAGCCAGCUCGGGCUCAGAUGUUCCGUCUCCACCUCGGAAACACUCCCCACAGCCUGAGCGAGGCCGACCUGCGGCAGCUUGCCCACAAAACAGAUGGUUACUCCGGUGCAGACAUCAGCAUUAUCGUCCGGGACGCUCUCAUGCAGCCUGUCAGGAAGGUCCAGUCUGCCACGCACUUCAAAAAGGUCCGUGGCCCGUCUCGGAGCAACAACCAGCUGAUGGUGGACGACCUCCUGACUCCCUGUUCCCCCGGUGAUCCUGCAGCUCAGGAGUUGACCUGGAUGGAUGUGCCUAGUGAUAAGCUACUGGAGCCCAUAGUCUGCAUGUCGGACAUGCUGCGCUCUCUGUCCACCACCCGUCCCACAGUCAACACUGAAGACCUGCUCAAGGUCAAGAAGUUCACAGAGGACUUUGGGAUGGAGGGCUGAGAGACAGAGCCCUCUCUUACCUGGAUCAAACUACUCUCCACAAGCUGCCCUCCCAUACCCAUCUAACUGCUGUAUCAUCCUGUACGCUUUCUCUCAGCCCAGCGCUUGGUUCACUUCCUCUCAGGGAUGGAAAGAGGAGAGGAGUCCUCCCUCUUUGACCCAGGUCAGUAUGGUUUAAGUCCUCUGGGGAAGUUGACUGAUUGCUAAACCUUGGUGUGAUUUGGUAUUAGGACAACAAAGCCCACUACACUACAAGAACUUUUCAUCUAACCUGCAUCACGGCGAGGAAACGUGAAGUCCUCCCCCCUCUGAGCCCCCUCCGUCUGACUGAAAGACUGUACAUUUUGUUGCCAUUGUGCACUUUGCUUUGGAUCACCAUGAAGGACAGUGACGAAGAAGAAGAAGAAGAAGAAGAUAGUUCUCCUGCCUGGCAUGCGAGUGUGAAUGCAUCUAAGUGUUUUUAUUAAACUCGUGUGUCUUAUUGUUUGUGUCUGUGAGUUGAGCGCCCCGUUAUUUUGUUAUUUGACGAAGGGUUAAAUUAACGAAUCAUCUCUGCCUCAGUGUCCCCAUACCACUCUAUGUGUGUGUGUGUGUGUGUGUGAGCGACACACUCAUGUUUUACAUUUACGAUACAAGAGAUGUGCUUGAUUGAGCCGAACGUCACAUCACUCUGAACACCUCGCAGUACUUUGAAGAGGUGUUCUGGAGCUUUGGUCACAAUACGAGAUGAUUUCUCGACUUGUUGUUAUAUUGUAAAUGUUUCUGUUCUCUGUCAGGGCUUCUGAUCCACAUCUGCUUCAAAGCUGAGGUCUCAAGGUCAACAGCAGCUGAUCCUUUAGAGAGUUGUUGUGGAGCUUUUGCUCAGAUGACAUGACGUUCAGAACCACAGCUUUCAGGCCUGCAUGGAUGAAAAGUCCACAAGACGUUUAGAAAGGAUGAAAGACGUCUUUAAUUCUGAUUUCAUCACUUGGAAAGUUCCAACAAACAACCAGCAGAGUUUAUUUGACUUUGUAUUUUAUGAUUCUGUCAAAAACAGGAAGCUGGACUGGGAUUUGUCACAUUUUUUAAGUGCUCAGUACCAUUAAUGUGAGAAAAUUCAAACACUCAAACCCUGAGCAUCAGACAAGAAUUCCCUUUAUUUGUCAUUGUUUAGAAAAUGAUGAGACAAAAUAGAAGUUUAAAAAAGUUUUAAAGUAUUUUUGUUUCAUGUGAACUUUAAGCAGCUGAUGAAGGUCGAGUGAAGUGACAGAAAGAUGAAGGGGUUAGAUUUUUUUAACCGCUCUUUCAAAAUCCAGAAAUGAAUCUUAAACUUUAAUUCAACCAAGCUAAAACUGGUUCCUGCACUACAUUUCCCAGAAUCCCCCCUGUCUGCGUCUGAGCUGUAAUGUGUUGUUUUGAAUCUGUCUUCUUGUAGCAUUUCUCGUGUUAAUGAGAUUCAAUGAAGCACAUCUCUUUGCUCGACAGUGUCCUGCACAUUAUUUAUACAGCAUGUCUGACGACGUGUGUCGACUGUACUAGAGACUCAGUAUGUUUACACUUGAAGUAUUUCUUUUGUUGUUGUUUUCUGAUAGAGCUCCAGUGAUAGACCGUCCUUUGUUUUGUCAUUUUGGAGGCUAAUAUAAACGCCACGUUCCCUCCUGAGGCAGACUCUACAUAAUGUUCCAUCACUGUGUUCAGGGCUGGCUGUCAUUCUCAAACCGGGUCCCUCAGUGGAUCAAACUGCUAUUGGAUGUUUUUGUGUACCACCAGUCUGACCUCUCACUGUCUCAUCAGGCCCGUCUGUGUGUGAGGGCGCUCUAUGUUAGCUCAGAGUGCCGUCACUGCUCAGUGUUUGUGGAGGUACGUACUGGUUCAGUGGGAGGUCGGCUUAGCGUCCCUUUUAGGGGGCUUAACCUGCUGCUGGCCCUGUAACCAUAACUACUAAUUUAUCCUGCAUUAAUAAAAACUGACAUUUCAAAUGAAAGAAACACAA
Molecule: messenger RNA, 3528 nt
Organism: Notolabrus celidotus (New Zealand spotty)
Lineage: Eukaryota; Metazoa; Chordata; Actinopteri; Labriformes; Labridae
Gene: vps4a
Product: vacuolar protein sorting 4 homolog A
Exons: 11
Coding region: 246-1556 (436 amino acids)
Biological process (GO): endosomal transport; vacuole organization
Molecular function (GO): ATP hydrolysis activity; ATP binding
Source: RefSeq, a predicted model, not a curated record